This is a messenger RNA of Tripterygium wilfordii, 1062 nucleotides long. RefSeq names its product chitinase 10. The coding region runs from base 45 to 872 and encodes 275 amino acids. Gene Ontology annotation, molecular function: chitinase activity. Gene Ontology annotation, biological process: carbohydrate metabolic process; cell wall macromolecule catabolic process; chitin catabolic process. The record is from RefSeq and is a predicted model, not a curated record. NCBI's taxonomy places the organism in Eukaryota, Viridiplantae, Streptophyta, Magnoliopsida, Celastrales, Celastraceae. The transcript is spliced from 3 exons.
GACCUUACUCCCUCAUCACCCAAACCCCAAACAAAAUACCAAUCAUGGCUUCUUCUUUCUAUUCUCCUGCUCUCUUUCUCUCCCUAUUCUUGGCUCUUUUUCUCAUAAAUUCACAAAACACAGAAGCUCGAAAGGUCCCAAUAUCUUCCCUAGUUACUAAAGACCUCUACGAAGCCAUAUUUCUACACAGAGACAACGCCGCAUGCCCUGCAAAAGGCUUCUACACGUACGAUUCCUUCAUUCGGGCAGCGAAGUCUUUCCCCAAGUUCGGCAACACCGGGAGUUUGGAAACUCGGAAGCGUGAAAUCGCUGCGUUUUUGGGCCAAAUCUCGCACGAGACCACCGGCGGGUGGGCUACUGCUCCUGAUGGUCCAUUCGCUUGGGGCCUCUGCUUUAAAGAGGAAAUCAGCCCACAGAGUAACUACUGCGACUCAACUAACAAACAAUGGCCUUGUUCUCCUGGCAAAUCUUACAAAGGAAGAGGGCCCAUUCAACUCUCCUGGAAUUACAAUUACGGUCCGGCAGGGAAGGCAUUAGGGUUUAAUGGGCUAGAUAACCCAGAAAUUGUGGCUAACAACUCCUUGAUUGCAUUCAAGACUGCUAUGUGGUUUUGGAUGACAGAGCAGAAGCCCAAGCCUUCAUGCCACGGUGUCAUGGUCGGAAAAUAUGUCCCCACCAAAGCGGACUUGGCAGCUAAUCGGACGGCAGGUUAUGGGUUGGUGACUAACAUAAUCAACGGCGGGCUUGAGUGCGGUAUAGUCAACGACGGCCGAGUCAAUGAUCGGAUUGGGUAUUAUCAGAGAUAUGCGAAGCUGUUUAAUGUCGAAACUGGACCUAACUUGGAUUGUGAAAAUCAGAAACCUUUUAGCUGACUUCACACAAUUGUAGUUCUUGAAUCUUAAUUAAUGAACAGAAUAAACCUAUUGAGUCUGCAUAACUAGCCCGCAAACUACGCAUACUAGGCAAGUUCAUGAAAAGUGUCUGUAUGUUGUUUCUGCAAUUCAAUUGCCCUAAUUGUGUCAGAAAAUUUGAAAUAAUAUUAUCGUGUCUUUGUUAGUAUUA